AGAUUGGGUCCAAGGAGCGCUUGCGCUCCGUUGAUUCGGUUGUUUUCAAACGGCCAUGCCAGUCGGGCGUGCAACGAUAAGGCUCAACAAAGAUGACAUGUUUCUUACUGUGCGGGACGCCCCCUUCGUGAAAGCCCGCCAACAUGUGGCGGCAUUGGUGGCGUCAAACCAAUGCCACUUGAAGACCGUAAUGCAGCAGACUUUGUUAUUCUUUGCUGCUGCACGAUAUGGAGAAGAUGAAGAGGCCCUGGAGCUUUGUCAAACUCUCCUCUGGGCUGGCGUCCCGCUCGAGCAUCCCGAUGACAAUUUGCAGACCGCCUUAUUUUAUGCUGCCCGCCAAGGGCACGUCAACACGUGCAAUUUUCUUGUCUGCAGCAAGGCAGACGUAAAUAAACUUGACAAGUUCGGCGAGACAGCGCUUUUUUACGCCGUUCGCCGCUGCAGAAUCACUGCAGUGGAGAAGCUGCUCGACCACGGAGCAGAUUUCGAGGUCGUCAACCACAAGCAGCACAACGUGAUGACAACGGCCUCAGACGAGCUGUGCGCCAUCUUCCAGGAGGCGCGGAAAAAGAGGCGCCUGGAAGUGACGGAAGGUGCAUCCGAGGUGCCCUCGAGCAAGCGGCCCCGAAGUGCGCUUGAGCGGCUGGAAGCAUGGGCCGACGAGUGGCCCAUGCAACAGCCGAAGAUCGAGACGGCAGACUAUAAGCCCAAGGACUUGCUGAGAUCAGAGGGCAAGUUCGCCGUGGUCAAGGUGAAUUCGCCCCUUGCCGCAGCCAAGCUGCGGGUUCUGGAGAAGAACUUUGUCGUGGAUCAUGCCAAGCUUGUGGCAGAGGAGGUGUGGUUCCCCAAACUGACGCAUGAGCACUGGUGCAACGCAGUGAGCGUCAUGAGCGACCACUUGGAGGCACCCAAUGAUGCAAUCAACGGCAUUAAGACCGUUCUAUCGGGUGCGAAUCCAGUGCACUUCACACUGCCAGCGAUCGUUACGGCAAACAAAGAGAUCGCUGGCUACGUACAUUGCACCCUCAGCGAAGACAAAAAGGCCCUUAACAUUUCGCACAUCAAAGUUGCUCGGACGAAAUGAGCUCUCCAGAUUUGUUCAAUUGUUCUCUUUGCCUUUUGGGUUUAGAAACCUUCCGAGGGCCUGGCCAGAAAAUGCAAAUUUAGCACUUUCUUGGUGGAUAGCUGUUGGACAGACAGCUCUCAGGUCGAUGGUAAGCACAGCGGCAAAGGCCUUGGUGGGCUCCUUUUGGAGGCAGCUGAAGAUUUUAGCCACCGCCUUGGUUGGCAGUGUGAGACAGUGGAGUUGAGCGUGUUAGCCAGGAACCGCCGCACUGUCCGUUGCUAUGAGAAAGCUGGAUUCAGCUUUGCUUCGGAAUCCGAAGCAGGCUGGGGACCAAAGAAGUUCUCGGCUUCUAAAUGGCAACGAUUCAAAAAGGUGCACAAGCACCAUGUGAAGAAGGGAUCCAAGAAAGGACCCGAGGAGUUGACCAAGCAGUGAUGCAAUCUUGAACGCAGUUUCACCCGGUUGCCGUCUGCAGCUUGACAGCUUUCCGUCAAC
This is a messenger RNA of Durusdinium trenchii, 1561 nucleotides long. The record is from the annotation of a GenBank genome assembly. Lineage: Eukaryota; Dinophyceae; Suessiales; Symbiodiniaceae.